Messenger RNA from Coregonus clupeaformis (lake whitefish), 806 nucleotides. RefSeq names its product LON peptidase N-terminal domain and RING finger protein C14F5.10c-like. Gene Ontology annotation, biological process: protein ubiquitination. The record is from RefSeq and is a predicted model, not a curated record. Bases 281 to 703 code for a protein of 140 amino acids. Gene Ontology annotation, molecular function: ubiquitin protein ligase activity. The transcript has 3 exons. NCBI's taxonomy places the organism in Eukaryota, Metazoa, Chordata, Actinopteri, Salmoniformes, Salmonidae.
UGCUUCUCUCUCACACACCAAGUCUUGUCGUUGAAUAGUUAGUCGCUGUGCUGAGAAUCUUCCAGAACCUCUUCCUGACCGACGCUCCUAAGCACAGAUCUAGGAUCAGCAGCUGACCCUCAUCAAAUCCAAACCAGGACCUUAAUAAACCACAAGGGGAAAACUGACCUCAGACCAGCGUUUAAACCCCACGUCUUCCUGCCCAGAUACUGACUCUCCGUCCAGAGUUCCUCUGUGCUCCAGCCGUCCAUCCGUCCAUCCGCACCCCAGCCAGCUAGCCAUGGGUCUGACGAGCGAGGACAUGGAGUGCUGCAUCUGCCUCCAGCCCUACUCUCGCAUGGAGAAGAUCCCUCGGAUGCUCCACUGUAAGCACACAUUCUGUGGGCCGUGCUUGCAGACCAUGUCCAGUCUCCAGAGCGGCCUGCUUACAGUACGCUGCCCCCUGUGCCGCUGGAUCACCUGCACCGGGCCCAUCCUCACCCUGUCGGGGUCGCUGUGGGUUAACACUGAGAUCUGGGACCAGAUACUAGACAGACAACAGGAAGAGGAGGAGGAGGAGGAGGAGGAAGAGGAGAAAGAGUGGAUGGGAGCUAACAGACAGACACAGACCACUACACAGUAUGAAUGCUCUCCAUCAGGGCACUCUGGCCUGAGGCUAAAACUACAGAAAUUCCUGAGGAGGAUGAAGCACAAAGUACUGUAAACCAAGAAGACGAAGAGCAGAGGGAAAAGAAGACUGGUUUCUAUCAUUUCAGAGUAGGAGAGACUCACUGAGUAAUGAAGCUAAUGCACAAAACAGGACCGAC